Molecule: messenger RNA, 957 nt
Organism: Crotalus tigris (Tiger rattlesnake)
Lineage: Eukaryota; Metazoa; Chordata; Lepidosauria; Squamata; Viperidae
Gene: POLE3
Product: DNA polymerase epsilon 3, accessory subunit
Exons: 5
Coding region: 144-641 (165 amino acids)
Biological process (GO): leading strand elongation; DNA damage response; heterochromatin formation
Cellular component (GO): epsilon DNA polymerase complex; CHRAC
Molecular function (GO): chromatin DNA binding; protein heterodimerization activity
Source: RefSeq, a predicted model, not a curated record
GCCAUUGUGGGGGGGGGAGGGCAAGCCAACCCAGCCCCGCAAAUGGUUCCUCCCUCCCUCCGAGCGCGGUGCAUGCUGGGCGAGGGGGCGCCGGCCACCGCUCUGGCUCCGCGCGACUUUCGAGCUCCCCGGCGGCGCGCAGGAUGGCUGAGCGGCCGGAGGACCUGAACCUGCCCAACGCGGUCGUCACGCGGAUCAUCAAGGAGGCGCUCCCGGACGGCGUGAACGUCUCCAAAGAAGCGCGCAGCGCCAUCUCCCGCGCCGCCAGCGUCUUCGUGCUGUACGCCACCUCGUGCGCCAACAACUUCGCAAGGAAGGGGAAGAGGAAGACGCUGAAUGCCGGAGAUGUUAUUUCUGCUAUGGAAGAAAUGGAAUUCCAGCGAUUUGUGGGACCGCUAAGGGAAUCCUUAGAAGUUUACAGGAAUGAGCAGAAGGGCAAAAGGGGAACAUCAGAGCUCAAGAAAAAAGACAGAGAGAAGAAGGAAGAUGCUGAAGACCCUGACAAGCAUCGAGAAGAAGAAAAUGAGGAGGGAGAGAGGAUGGAGGAGGAAGAGGAGGAGGAAACGCAGCAGCAAAAUGAGGUGGAGGAGGAGGAGGAGGAAGAGCAGCGGCAAAAUGAAGAGGAAGAAAGGGAGAGCUGAGUUGUGGGGGGGGGAGGGGGCGGCAGUGAAGGGAGAAAGCCAAUGGAAGGAAACACAACUGUCUUCUUGUAUGCUGAAAAUGGGUCAGCUGGUUCUGGGGGUACCUCAGGGACACUCCUGCCUGCCUCCCCUCACCAGGUGGAAGGAACGACUGGCAUGCAGAGGCUCUGGGGGAGAGGAGCGCUGCUUAUCUCUCCUUGCGCUGCUGGUGAUGCUGAUUUUGGCUUAAAGAGAGUCGGAUUUUCUCCACACCCUCAAUGUGUAUUUCUUCAGCAUUUAGUUGAAUGGGGUUUAAUUAAAAGUCAUAUUUGCAGAA